Messenger RNA from Thamnophis sirtalis, 1509 nucleotides. The record is from RefSeq and is a predicted model, not a curated record. NCBI's taxonomy places the organism in Eukaryota, Metazoa, Chordata, Lepidosauria, Squamata, Natricidae.
AUGGAUUAUUCCUACGACGAGGAUCUGGACGAGCUGUGCCCCGUUUGCGGGGACAAAGUGUCGGGCUACCACUACGGGCUUCUGACCUGCGAAAGUUGCAAGGGCUUCUUCAAGAGGACGGUGCAGAAUAAUAAACACUACACGUGUACCGAGAGCCAGAACUGCAAGAUCGACAAGACGCAGCGGAAAAGGUGCCCGUACUGCCGUUUUCAGAAGUGCCUGGCCGUCGGGAUGCGGCUGGAAGCCGUGCGCGCCGACCGUAUGCGCGGGGGCAGGAAUAAAUUCGGCCCGAUGUACAAGCGAGACCGGGCGCUGAAGCAGCAGAAGAAGGCGCUGUUCCGGGCCAACGGCUUCAAGCUGGAGACCGUCCCGCCGCCGGGUGGCCCUCCUCCUCCUCCUCCUCCGCCGCCGCCGCCCCCCAUCGUCUCCCCGGUGCAGGCGGCGGACUACGGGGGGCUGCCCCCUUCCUUGCACGGCCUGGCUCACCACCAGCACCCGGGCGGCCUUGGCAAGGCUCUGCCGCCCCCCAGCGCCGCUGCCAUGACGCCCAUCGACUACGAGCGCAGCCCCUACGGGACCCCCGGCCUAGCAGCCCCCGGCCCGGUGGGUCCCGGGCCCCUCUCGGGCUACCACUACCCGCCUUUCGCCAGCCGGGCCAUCAAGUCGGAAUUCCCGGAGCCUUACGCCGCCCACCCGUACGAGGCAGCCCCGGCGUACCCUUUCCCGGAGCCUUACCCGGGCGUCCUCGGGGGCGGCGGGUCCCCGGCGGCGGGGCUGGACGUGCCCGAGGUGAUCCUGAAGCUGCUGCAGUUGGAGCCCGAGGAGCCGCAGCUGAAGACCCGCAUCCUGAACUGCCUCCAGCAGGAGCAGCAGCAGAGCAAGAGCCGGCAGGAGAAGCUGACCACCUUCGGGCUCCUUUGCAAGAUGGCAGACCAGACCCUCUUCGCCAUAGUGGAGUGGGCGCGCAGUUGCAUCUUCUUCAAGGAACUGGAGGUUGGAGACCAGAUGAAACUUCUGCAGAACUGCUGGAGCGAGCUGCUGGUGUUCGACCACAUUUUCCGCCAAGUCCAGUAUGGGAAAGAGCACAGCUUGGUGUUGGUGACAGGCCAGGAGGUGGACAUGUCAACCAUUGCCACGCAGGCGGGGUCUAUCGUGAACAACUUGGUGCUGAGAGCUCAGGAACUGGUGCUGAACCUGCAUUCUCUCCAAAUAGACCGGCAGGAGUUCGUCUGCUUGAAAUUUCUGAUUCUCUUUAGCCUCGAUGUGAAGUACAUGGAGAAUUCCAGCUUGGUGAAGGAAGUCCAGGAUAAAGCCAACACAGCUCUGAUGGAAUACACCCUCUGCCAUUAUCCGCACACCAUGGACAAAUUCCGCCACCUGCUGAUGCAGCUGGAGGAUAUCCGGGCCCUCAGCAUGCAGGCCGAAGAAUACCUGUACCAUAAGCACCUGGGUGGGGAGGUGCCCUGCAACAACCUGCUCAUUGAAAUGCUCCACGCUAAGCGGACUUGA